AUGUUUGACAUAAAGGCUUGGGCUGAGUAUGUUGGAGAAUGGACAGCAAAGGACCCUUAUGGUUUCCUUACAAUAAUGCAUUUGGCCCUUACGCCACUGUUCCUAGGAAGUACCAUACUCUCCAAGAAAUUAGCCAAGAUAAUUGAAGCAAGGGAAAAGGACCAAAAAAAAAAAAGAAGAAGAAUUAAAAAGAAAAAAAUCACAAAAGCCAAACAACUAAGAAAGGACUGA
Messenger RNA from Equus caballus (horse), 231 nucleotides. Its product is annotated as small integral membrane protein 15-like. The record is from RefSeq and is a predicted model, not a curated record. NCBI's taxonomy places the organism in Eukaryota, Metazoa, Chordata, Mammalia, Perissodactyla, Equidae.